AGAAGAAGAGAAAGACGUUUUACAAAUGCUACUCUUGUCAGCAACCGAUAUUCCUCGAGCAUGCCAGCAAAAUGUGUUCCUUCAAUUGACGAUGAAUGGCUUGAAAUAGCUAAAGAUUUUGAAAACCAGUGGAAUUUUCCACAUUGCAUAGGGGCUCUUGACGGGAAGCAUGUGCAAAUCCAGUGUCCAGCGAAUAGUGGUAGUUCCUUCUAUAAUUACAAAGGAACAUUUAGUAUCGUCUUAAUGGCGAUCGUUGAUCCAAGCUAUAAAUUCAUAUAUGCACAUGUAUGAUCCCAGGGCCGAAUGUCAGACGGAGGCGCUUUCCACACUACCUCUUUCUGUAGAGGCUUGGUUAAUAACGCAUUAAAUAUAGCAAAACCAACACCUCUUUCUAAGACGUACCUUAUGUGAUCGUAGCAGAUGACACAUUUCCUUUGAAAACCAAUAUUAAGAAACCAUUUCCGGUUAAUAUACCAGCAGGAUUUCGAAGGAGAAUAUACAAUUAUAGGCUAUCUAGAGCCCGG
Messenger RNA from Acanthoscelides obtectus, 524 nucleotides. The record is from the annotation of a GenBank genome assembly. Lineage: Eukaryota; Metazoa; Arthropoda; Insecta; Coleoptera; Chrysomelidae.